Messenger RNA from Clarias gariepinus (North African catfish), 1718 nucleotides. It is a transcript of the gene tmem221, whose product is annotated as transmembrane protein 221. The transcript is spliced from 3 exons. Bases 328 to 1137 code for a protein of 269 amino acids. NCBI's taxonomy places the organism in Eukaryota, Metazoa, Chordata, Actinopteri, Siluriformes, Clariidae. The record is from RefSeq and is a predicted model, not a curated record.
CGUGUUGAUCCGAAACUCCACUUGGUAGCCUAAACAGUCGGUGUGUUUCGGUGCGGUAGUGAGAGUUUAAGGAGCGGUGAUUGUUGUUGGAGUGAUUAGCUGCGCUGUCUGCGGCGGGACUGCCAACGUUCAUUGUUUCAGGGAAUUCUUUAUUUUAUUAUUCUGAAGGAGACAUCGCAUACUCGGUGAGAGCACUAGCAGAGAGAGAGAAAAGCGCGUUCCCGAGCCGGUGUUAAGUUCAGACGGGGCGAGAAAGCCGCAGUGAGGAAGUGAGUCCCUGGCGCUCCAUUUUAGUCGCAGAGAUCCUUCGGGUCGGGACUCGGGGCGAUGAGCUACAGCCAGCGGGCUCUCCUCGUCCUGGCGCUCCUGGGGCUUUUAUCGGCGAUCAUGUCGCUGAUGUCGGCGAGUUUGAUUUUCCACCUGAACUCCGCGGUGAAGGAGUCUGGAUCGGGGGAAACGUGGGCCGUGUUAAAGCCGCUGUGCGCCGUGAUGUCUGCGCUCUCUCUCACUCUCAGCUCCAGCUCGGCCAUCAUCUGCCUCCUGCACGCGCACUUUACCACCGAAACAGGGAGAGAACACACACACAGGGCUGAAUGGUUCCUGUCAGACAGCAGGGUCAUUCGGCAUGUCGCUAUCGGCUUGUUUUGUGUUGGAAUUUCUUUUUACCUGGGUGCCCUGUCCAUUUACAUGCUGCUGGUCUUUGAGAUCGAGACAGGAAUAGCCAGCGUGUGUGUGCUCUCUUCUGGUGUACUGGUGCUGCUAAUUUUAGUCAUUCAUGCUCUGGUCCGGGCCACUUGUAUAUCCAAAUACUUUCACAACCAACACAUCAAUACCGUGUACCUGAACGACCCAGAGAGCAGCACUGGCAUCUGCACAGUGGCAUCAGAGCUUAGCCUCAGAGACAAGACAACAAGACAACGCAGUGAAGACAGCAUGAACCACCUGUUUUCCUAUACACAGCCCAAACAGUACUCCAGUGAAAGAGAGGCUUGUGGUGAGAGUGGACGCAUGCACAGGACCCUGUCUAGUGAAUCCAGCCUGCUCCAGACACAAACAAAGCCUUGGAACAGCAUCAACCACGAAAUGAGAACUGUGCUGACUCGCAAAGCCACCGCCAAAGACUCGACGUUAGUGUGAGUGGCAAUACUGAGAUGCUUUUAAAUGCUACAGUUCCUUUUAUUAUUUUUGCUACAGACUUACCACUGUAUACUUUACACCACAGUGCCUGAAGCUACUGCCUGCCAUGACACAUUAGAUGUUAUAAGCAAUUCUAUUCGAGCACUAACAAUAGAGACCUAGUAUAAAAACACUACAGGUUCAUCCUACAAUUAUGUUGUUUAGCCAAUGUUAAAUGGGGGACUUAAACUUGCAUAUUGUAUAUAACUAUCUGUACUGUCUUUUUAUGGACCCAAAAGUAAAUAAUUCAUUAAUUCAUACAGAAGGUCUACUGAUUGUUACUAAAUUUAAAAUUAGCUAAUUUUUUGAAAAAUAAUUGUUAGCUACUUGGGACAUUUUCUUGAAAGACUACACUGUGGUAAAAAUGUUUGAUUGCUUUUUAGACUACUUUUAUUAUGUGAAAAUGUUAAUACUAAACUUAACACUACAAAGUAUAGUUCGGUGCAUUUCAAAAUGGAUAAAAAUGACAGCAAGUAGACAAGGAGAGAAAUUCAUAAGGUAGACUAUAAAUUUUUUUACUUCUUAAGGACUGAUGUUUUUUU